Messenger RNA from Aricia agestis (brown argus), 2217 nucleotides. Its product is annotated as circadian clock-controlled protein daywake-like. The record is from RefSeq and is a predicted model, not a curated record. Lineage: Eukaryota; Metazoa; Arthropoda; Insecta; Lepidoptera; Lycaenidae. The transcript has 6 exons. The coding region runs from base 33 to 737 and encodes 234 amino acids.
GUGCGCGUGCGCCGCCGACACAGUUGUCGGACAUGCGUGCUAUACUUGUGUUGUUGUUGUGCUCACGCGCAUACGCCGGAUCGCUACCGGACUACAUGCGAGCCUGCUCGGCUUCCGACCCCGAGCUGAACAAGUGCAUCGAGGAUGUGAUCGCCACCGCCGGCCCCAGAUUCGCCAAGGGCAUCCCUGACCUCGGCAUAGCGUCGCUGGACCCCGUCAACCUGGGCACCAUAUACAUCGACAACCCCGCACUCAACGUGACCUUGACGGAUACUGUGCUGACUGGCCUGAGCGGCUUCAAGAUUAACUCCUUCAAGAUGGAGGAAGCUAAGGGUCGAGCGACCCUGGACUUCACGGCGAAUGUGACGCUGAAGUCGCAGUACGUGAUGGACGGCCAGGUCCUCAUCCUGCCCAUCCGCGGAGACGGCGACGCCAGGAUCAAGAUCACGAAUCUAAACAUCGUGAUAAAGUACGAGUUCAAAACUGUGGACGGGUACUGGUCGGUGCCGGAGUACAAGGAGAGCUACAAGAUGGGCCGCGCGCACUUCAAGUUCACCAACCUCUUCGGCGGGAACAAGGAGCUGGCGUCCCUCACGCUGCAGUUCAUGAACGACAACUGGAGCACCAUCAUCGACGAGAUCGCUCCUCCAGCCGUCACACAGAUCAUCCGGCGCUGCGUGGACGAGGUCCGCAAGCUGUUCGCCGCCGUCCCAGCCGACCAGCUGCUACUGCACUAGGGUACACUACACACUUCACUACCAUUCACUUUAAAGGCAACCUGAUGCACCGCGUGAUCAACGACAACUGGGAGGCGGUGAUGCGCGACAUCGCGCCGACCGCCUUCGACGUCAUCAUCACGGCCUGCGUCAACGAGUGCAAGAAACUGUUCGCGGCGGUGCCCGCUGACAAGUUAUUACUACACUGACCUACGUGCAAAACACCAACGCGACGUCUAGGCCUCUAGUAGGUACACCGACACGCUACGAAAUGCGAAAUAUCUGCGAAACGGGAAUAGAGCGAGUUGCCAUAAUGUAACGCAUUGCCAUAAUAUUGUGGCGAGUGAGACAGCAAAUCGGUUCGCCACUGUUUCGCGUUUCGCAGCAUCGCGUCGGUGUACUAGAGGCGUAAUGCCCAGUUUAGACUUUUUGACGGGAGGUAUCGCCGUCGCUUCUGAUUGGCUCCCGUCUUACGUUGCUCCGUUGACGGUCUAGAAUGUCGAUUUUCUACCAAACUUAAAGACUUGUUUAAUUGUCAACAUUCUCGAACGUCUAUGACUAGAACUUUUAACAUAGGUAAUUGUUAUUCGCCAAUUGGCUGCAUUUUGUUAAAUAAGGAUAGGACAUCCCGUUUUAGUAACGGACGACCUAGGAUUGGCGGUAGUUGCAGGCUGGUUGCAUAUUAUCCGCCAACUUAGCGUUGCGAACUCAGUAACGCAACUUCCAAACAGUUUGUUGUAAAUACUGAAAGUGAUAUAGAAACCGUUUACAACAGCUGAUAUUCCCCUUUACUAAUAAAUAUAAUAUUUAUGCAGCGUAUUCGUCUUCGAGCUUCGCUGUCGUUGUCUGACGGUUGUCUUUUAAAAUGUGCCAGACAGAGACGAAAUGUUGUAUAGUUAUUAGUAAUUAAAUAUUCGCCGUAAAAGAAAAUUAUUAGUAAGGGUUUAGCUAACUAUUUUCUAUAAGUUUCAAAUUUCAAUCAUUGAUUCUGCAGAUGAGAGGGUUUUCUUUCCAAUAGAAAUUGAAAGUAAGGAACAGGAUAGCAUAGGCUUAGUAAUUAAUAUCUCUCCUUCUUUUUAUACUAUAUUUUAUAACAAUAAUAAUUAUCAAAUCCAAUUUGAUUUUAACCAUAACUUACAAUGUAAAUUAUUUUCACGUAUAAGUAAAUAUGGAAUCAUGCCUUGUUUGUGCCUAUUACUUAUUAUAAUAUUAUAUUGCUUAUGCAGCAGUUACGUGAUAUCAAUUCAGAAAAUAAUUCACUGACACUACUGACAGUGUUAUACUAAUAGUAGGUAACUUUGUAGUCCAUUUAGAGUUCAAAUUCUUUUGGUGAAUUGUUUUCAGAAUCAUUGACACAUUCUUUAGGCCAGUAUUUCUCAACCUGUGGGUCGCGACUCGCGACCCCCUAGGGCAGGGGUCACCGAGUAGUUUCGCUCGCGGUCCAUUUUUAGAAUUGAAAUGACCUUCGCGGUCCACACAUUUUAUAAAAAAACAUUUUUAA